Messenger RNA from Lactuca sativa (garden lettuce), 1821 nucleotides. It is a transcript of the gene FKD1, whose product is annotated as FORKED 1. Gene Ontology annotation, biological process: auxin-activated signaling pathway; leaf vascular tissue pattern formation; phloem or xylem histogenesis. Lineage: Eukaryota; Viridiplantae; Streptophyta; Magnoliopsida; Asterales; Asteraceae. The record is from RefSeq and is a predicted model, not a curated record.
GAGCGCAAAAACGCCCAAAAUCAAAUAUUAACAAAAAAACCCCUCAUCAUCAACCUUUGUCUUUUGCUUAAAAAAUGGAUACUAUUUGGCAGGAACAGAAUCAUGGUGGCGGCGGUUUUCAGCUGCCGGAGAGUCCAAGGAGGCCGAUGGAGUUCUUGUCGAGAUCAUGGAGUGCUGCUGCUCUCCAGGUCUCUAAAACUCUACACUCUCCGCUAUCUCCAUUGAUUCCAAAAUCUGGUAUUAAUACUGAUAAUACCGGUGCAAACUCUGUUGCCGCCGCGGCGGAAAACAACAACCGUUUCUCCGGUGUCGAGGCAGCGGAGGAGUCGGCCUCAGCCGCAGCCGCAUUACUGUCUGGAAACACGUUCUCGUUUGCGUCCUCCGCCACUUCUCAGCUAGUGCUUGAACGCAUCAUGUCUCAGUCCGAUAUAUCGCCAUUAGCAUCAGGGAGGCUGUCACACAGCAGUGGACCUUUAAAUGCGACGUUGACGGAGGAAACCGAUAGUCCUCCGAUCUCCCCUUCCGAUGACUACGACGAUGUCGUCAAGUAUCUUCGAGCAAACAACUCGUUACAACCCCUGUUUGCCAACGCACGUAGCGGUGGUUACACAGGCGGCAGCAGCACCCCUGCCGGAAAAACAGUUGGAAGGUGGUUAAAAGAGCGGCGAGAGAAGAAAAAGGAAGAGACCAGAGCUCACAACGCGCAACUUCACGCAGCGGUUUCUGUUGCCGGCGUGGCGGCAGCUGUGGCCACCAUCGCAGCCGCCACCGCUGCAGCUUCAGCCUCCAGAAAAGACGAACAAAUGGCGAAAACCGACAUGGCUGUGGCCUCUGCCGCCACCUUGGUUGCCGCCCAAUGCGUGGAGGCCGCUGAAGCCAUGGGAGCUGAACGUGAACAUCUUAUCGCGGCAGUUAAUUCCGCUGUUAAUGUGAAGUCCCAUGGUGAUAUAUUAACCCUCACCGCCGCAGCUGCUACAGCUUUGCGUGGUGCGGCGACUUUGAAGGCGCGUGCAUUGAAGGAAGUAUGGAAUAUAGCAGCGGUUAUACCGGUUGAUAGAGGAGUGAAAGAAAGCAAAAGCCAUGGAAAGAGUAGUGCAUACUGUGAAGAGCUUCUUCCGGAAGAAAACUUUCUUGGCAUUUGUAACCAAGAGCUUCUUGCUCGUGGUAGCGAGCUUCUUAAACGCACACGUAAUGGUGAUCUUCAUUGGAAAAUUGUAUCUGUUUAUAUCCAUCGAACGGGUGAAGUAAUGCUAAAGAUGAAGAGCAAACACGUUGGCUCUACGAUCACGAAAAAGAAGAAAAAUGUUGUUUUGGAGGUUUGCAAAAACAUGCCAGCGUGGCCAGGGAGGCACCUAUUUGAAGGCAGUGAGCAACGGCGCUACUUUGGGCUGAGGACAACCAUUCGUGGAGUAGUGGAGUUUGAGUGCAGGAACCAAAGAGAAUACGACAUGUGGACUCAGGGUGUGUCUCGUCUUUUGUCAAUUGUGGCUGAAAAGAAGCUCUCUCGAAGGCCAUAAGGUUUAAGCCUUUAAGGUUAGUUAGGGACACUGUCCUCCUACUCCUACUACUACUUAGUUUUGCUGUUUUGUACGACGACAAACAUUGUAAAGGUCUGUGUGUGUAGUAUGGCUAAUAGCUGGCAGGUUUAGGGAGUUUAUAAUUAUAGUUAUAGGCUUAUUUGAUAGGGGUGUGUAAUGAAUUUAAUGAUAUACGUUUGGUUGGUGUUGGUAGUUGAUAGUUAUCGAUACAUUUUCAUAAACCAAACAUACAUUGGCCUUGGGCCCUUGGCUAGAUAUAAUAUUACAAUAUUCUAUUCCUCUA